Molecule: messenger RNA, 3991 nt
Organism: Prionailurus viverrinus (fishing cat)
Lineage: Eukaryota; Metazoa; Chordata; Mammalia; Carnivora; Felidae
Gene: STIM2
Product: stromal interaction molecule 2
Exons: 13
Coding region: 234-2801 (855 amino acids)
Biological process (GO): activation of store-operated calcium channel activity; store-operated calcium entry; intracellular calcium ion homeostasis
Cellular component (GO): endoplasmic reticulum; plasma membrane
Molecular function (GO): calcium channel regulator activity; calcium ion binding; protein binding
Source: RefSeq, a predicted model, not a curated record
GGAGGAGGCGUCGAGGCCGAGCGUGGUACUACGACGGGCGCGGGCCGGAGAGGGCGGGGGGAUGCGCCGCGGCGGCGGUGGCGCGGGCGCUGGGGCUGGUGUUGAGAGGCGCCAGAGCAGCGGAUCCCGGUCUCGCCGCCGCAGGAGCGCGGGUGUCGCGCGCGGCCUGAAGACGCCGUACCUUUCUGCCCCUCACCUUUUUUUUUUUUUUUUUUUUUAAAUAACCGGAACCAAUGAACGCAGCCGGGACCCGAGCUCCGGAGGCCGCCGGUGCCGAGGGGACCAGGCUGGCGCCCGGCAGGAGCUCGCGUCCGAGGCGGCGGGGGCGGCCCGAGGAGUCGCCGGCGGCGGCUGCAGCGCCUGGCGGAGCGGACGAGUGGCCAGCGGCCGUAGCGCCGCUGCGCUUUCCCCCUGUUCCUCCUCCGCGCCCUCAUCCUGCCGCGACGCCCGGCCCGGCCUCGGGCAGGCUGCGGCGGUGGCAUUGGGCUGCGCUACUGGUGCUUGGGCUGUUGGUGGCCGGCGCGGCGGAUGGAUGCGAGCUGGUGUCCAGGCACCUCGGCGGGCGGCGGGCCUCGGGCUCUGCCGCCGCAGCCGCCUCCUCUCCCGCUGCGGCGGCGGGCGACAGUCCGGCGCUCAUGACAGUUUUGGCCUUUUAUGAACAAUGCUUCUGUGAAUGUCCCAGCAUUGCACAUCUGUGUGAGUUUCUCAAGGAUCCCUGCCUGUCACUGAGUCCGCCAUGUUUCACAGAAGAUGAUCGAUUCAGCCUGGAAGCUCUUCAGACAAUCCAUAAACAAAUGGAUGAUGACAAAGAUGGUGGAAUUGAAGUAGACGAAAGUGAUGAAUUUAUCAGAGAAGAUAUGAAAUAUAAAGAUGCUACUAAUAAACACAGCCAUCUGCACAGAGAAGAUAAGCAUAUAACUGUUGAGGAUUUAUGGAAACAGUGGAAAACGUCAGAAGUUCAUAAUUGGACCCUUGAAGACACGCUUCAGUGGUUGAUAGAAUUUGUUGAACUACCCCAAUAUGAGAAGAAUUUUAGAGACAAUAAUGUCAAAGGAACAACGCUUCCCAGGAUAGCAGUGCAUGAACCUUCAUUUAUGAGCUCCCAGUUGAAAAUCAGCGAUCGGAGUCACAGACAAAAACUUCAGCUCAAGGCGCUGGAUGUGGUUUUGUUUGGACCUCUAACACGCCCGCCUCAUAACUGGAUGAAGGAUUUUAUUCUCACAGUUUCUAUAGUAAUUGGUGUUGGGGGGUGCUGGUUUGCUUACACACAGAAUAAGACAUCAAAAGAACAUGUCGCAAAAAUGAUGAAAGACUUGGAGAGUUUACAAACCGCAGAGCAAAGUCUCAUGGACUUACAAGAGAGGCUUGAAAAGGCACAGGAAGAAAACAGGAACGUUGCUGUAGAAAAGCAAAAUCUAGAGCGCAAAAUGAUGGAUGAAAUCAAUUACGCAAAGGAAGAGGCCUGUCGGCUGAGAGAGCUAAGGGAAGGAGCCGAGUGUGAGCUGAGUAGAAGGCAGUAUGCAGAGCAGGAACUGGAACAGGUUCGAAUGGCACUGAAAAAGGCUGAAAAAGAAUUUGAACUCAGGAGCAGCUGGUCUGUCCCAGAUGCACUUCAGAAAUGGCUUCAGUUAACACAUGAAGUAGAAGUACAGUACUACAAUAUUAAAAGACAAAAUGCUGAAAUGCAGUUAGCUAUUGCUAAGGAUGAGGCAGAGAAGAUUAAAAAGAAAAGAAGUACAGUCUUUGGGACUCUGCAUGUUGCACACAGCUCCUCCCUAGAUGAGGUAGACCACAAAAUUCUGGAAGCAAAGAAAGCACUCUCUGAGUUGACAACUUGUUUACGAGAACGACUUUUUCGCUGGCAACAGAUUGAGAAGAUCUGUGGCUUUCAGAUAGCCCAUAACUCGGGCCUCCCCAGCUUGACCUCUUCCCUGUAUUCUGAUCACAGCUGGGUGGUGAUGCCCAGAGUCUCCAUUCCACCCUAUCCAAUUGCUGGGGGAGUUGAUGAUUUAGAUGAAGAUACGCCCCCAAUAGUGUCACAGUUUCCUGGGACCAUGGCCAAACCCGCUGGGUCGUUAGCCAGAAGCAGCAGCCUGUGCCGCUCCCGCCGCAGCAUCGUGCCGGCCUCGCCGCAGUGUCCACGCGCACAGCUUCCUCCGCACGCCCCUCACCAGGUCCACGCCCGGCACCCCCAGCACCCUCAGCACCCACAGCACUCCUUGCCUUCCCCGGACCCCGAUAUCCUCUCGGUGUCAAGUUGCCCUGUCCUUUAUCGCAAUGAGGAGGAGGAGGAGGCCAUAUACUUCUCUGCUGAAAAGCAAUGGGAAGUACCAGACACGGCUUCAGAAUGUGACUCCUUAAAUUCUUCCAUUGGAAGGAAACAGUCUCCUCCCUCAAGCCUGGAGAUAUACCAGACAUUGUCUCCUCGCAAGAUAUCACGGGAUGAGCUCUCUCUAGAGGAUUCAUCCAGAGGAGAGUCCCCGGUAACUGCAGAUACCUCGCGGGGCUCUCCUGAUUGUGUGGGUCUGACAGAAACGAAGAGUAUGAUCUUCAGUCCUGCCAGCAAAGUGUACAAUGGCAUCUUGGAGAAAUCCUGUAGCAUGAACCAGCUCUCUAGCGGCAUCCCGGUGCCCAAACCUCGCCACACAUCCUGUUCCUCCGCUGGCAACGACAGCAAAGCAGUUCAGGAAGCCCCACACGUCGCCAGGAUAAGCAGCAUCCCACACGAUCUUUGUCAUCACGGAGAGAAAAGCAAAAAGCCAUCAAAAAUUAAAAGCCUUUUUAAGAAGAAGUCUAAGUGAACCGGCUGACUUGAUGGAAUUCGUUCAAGGGGCAUCUUUAAACUGUUACCUCCCAUCCUCCACCCCCUCCCUUUUUUUUGUUUUAAUUUUAGGAAUGUAACUCCACUGGGGCUUUCCAGACUGGAUGCCACAGUGGAGUGUCCUAAGGGCAACUGUCUACUGUCUGCUUAUUUAAAUGACUAUAUAAUCAGUUCAUCAAGCCAGUUAUUGCUGAGAAAUCAUUAAGAGAUGAGACAGUUUACAGUCAUUUCUGCCUAUUUAUUUCUGCUUUGUUAUUAGUGAUGUAUAUACAACAUUUUGUUGAAAGCCACUAUGGACUUACAAGCUUUAAUGGACUAGUAAGCCAGCAUGGGCUUGCAAAAAGUUCUUGUUUACCACACCAUCUUCUUAUCUUUCCACAGAGCUAUUUACAUCCUGGACUAAAUAACUUAAAGUAAAACUAAUUGCACUACCGUUUUCCAGACUGGAAAAAAAAAAAAAAAUCUCUGCAAGUGAAACUGUAUAGAGUUUAUAAAAUGACUAUGGAUAGGGGACUGUUUUCACUUUUAGAUCAAAAUGGGUUUUUAAGUAGAACCUAGGGUUUCUAAUUGACUUGAUUUCUGGAAAUGAAAACCCACGCUUUUAUUAUGGGAAGCUUCUUUAAAUGCAUUUAAUAUUAUAAAGUUUCAAGUCCUGCUGUAAAGAUCAUGUUGUUUUGUUUUUCCCAGGGCUUUCACUGUGAUUUACUGCAUUGCAGGCUGUAUGAUAAAAUAUAAAUAAUUUAGGGAGAGAAGGCUCUUGAUUCCUUACACAUGUGGAAGAGUUAAAACUUGAUUGAAGGACUUAAACAUUCACAAGCUUAAGCUGAGGUUGGGGACGUGGGGAUUCAAGCACUUGUUUACAGACUUUGAAUAACAUCAAAGAAGUUAUGGUUUGUGAAGAAUUUGUACUGUGGAAAAGAUAAUAAAUUGGAGACAUUAUUUUGUGGGACUGUGUUGAUUUUUGUUGAUAACCCUCCACUGAAAACACUAUACAUUUUCUGGAGAGCUCAGUAAGCGGUCUUGUUGCUUAAUUGCACUAUAAGAAAUAGUGAUUUGGAAGUUGUCAACAAGUUUCUUUCCAUUUUAUAUUGUUUGUCAUACUUUUAUGUAGUUUGAAAUGUUUAAAUGUUCUAAUAUCAAGAUUAACAAAUAUAAAUUUAUGGUGCAUUU